Messenger RNA from Salvia splendens (bonfire salvia), 1155 nucleotides. RefSeq lists its product as uncharacterized. The transcript is spliced from 9 exons. Gene Ontology annotation, molecular function: zinc ion binding; ubiquitin-protein transferase activity. NCBI's taxonomy places the organism in Eukaryota, Viridiplantae, Streptophyta, Magnoliopsida, Lamiales, Lamiaceae. The record is from RefSeq and is a predicted model, not a curated record. Bases 257 to 988 code for a protein of 243 amino acids. Gene Ontology annotation, biological process: protein ubiquitination. Gene Ontology annotation, cellular component: membrane.
AAAAUAGACCGCGAAAAAGCAAUCGUGCGUCGCCGCUACCCCCCCCCCCUCUCUCUCUUCGCUCCACUUUCGAUGUGGAGAAAGUGGGAGAAGAGAAAAGCUUAAAAUGUGCAACAAAGGUUGAAUCUUGCUGCCAUGGAUUUUCAUUUUUCAACAGUUCUUACGCCACUCAACCACCACAACCGAAGCAAGGAAUGAUAAAUUAAAUUUCUCUUCAAGUGGAAUCUUUUCAUUGAAUUGCAGAAAAGUUUCAAGGAUGGGGGAUCAUAUUGUGAUGCUUGUGGAUCAGCUUAUCCCCGAAUCUAGCCUCGAAAGCAGAAUCCAUUUGCAGCAAGCCUCGCCGGCUGCUCCUGUAUCCGUGAAAACAAGCUUUUCUUUCCACAAGAUGGAUGCCAGAACAAGCAAGUUGGGAGAGUGCAGGAUUUGUCACGAUGAAGACGAGGAGUCAAACAUGGAGGCGCCCUGCUUCUGUCGCGGGAGCUUGAAGUAUGCUCAUCGUAAGUGCGUGCAGCGAUGGUGCAACGAGAAAGGGGAUACUACCUGUGAGAUUUGCCAACAGGUUUUCAAGCCAGGUUAUACGGUACCACCCCCUCUCUUUACUUAUGGUGGGAUCCCGAUGAACUUUAGGGGAAAUUGGGAGAUAUCGAGAAGAGACCUACAAAAUCUUCAAUUCAUAUCAACGGACUCCGCCAGUGACAACUUCUUGGAUUCAGAUGGGGAUGAAUUCCCAGUCCCCACUUCAAGAAGCGUGCUUUACUGCCAUAUAAUUGCCAUCAUUUUUGUUGUGCUUGUGGUGCUACGGCAUACCCUACCAUUCAUCGUCUAUGGUCCGGGUGAAUAUUCGAUUUCUGUGGCGAUGUUGUUGAUGUUGCGUACAAUCGGAGUUUUCUUGCCUAUCUACAUUAUGGUAAAAGCAUUAUCAACCGUACAACGCAGACGAAAUCGACAGUCUCCACAAGCACAAGCUCAAUUCCUCCAAAUCCCGUGAUGGUGGAGCCUUUCAUCGUAGAGUAGUUAAUAGUUUGCUCUCUUUUCAUGUUGGACUUGUAAAUAGAUAUUCAACCCUAAUUAAUCCUCUCUAUUUUUAUCAUCUAUCUAUAAUCCUAUCUUAUAUAGUCUCUGAAUAAAAAAUUUGUGCCAUGGAGUAUUAAUUUA